GAUUAUCCCUCAUCUUUGCUUGUGUUGCAAUGCUGGCCAGAGCAUUGUCGCACCCUCGAGGCGUUCGCAGAAUUCGCAGGCGGUGGUGAUGGAGUGAUGCCGGCUGGGCGCGUCAUUCAUCAGGUGCCUGGAAACGGCACGGAACCUUUGGCUGCCGAAAUCACUCCUCUCAACUUGUCCAUGAAGUGCACCCUUCAGUACUUUCAGCUCCUUCCUCCCUCUCGUCCAUCACUUCAUCGUCGCACUCGCAUUCGCGCUCAUCCCCCAACCCAACCAUGCCUAGCUCAUGACGACCACCGCGACACCACGAGCCGACUCGCGGCGUCAACCAGCCUUUUCCCCUUCUGGACGAUCUCUCAGUAGCGCGACCCCCGGACUGCCAGGCAAGGCAGCCGCACUCACCGCCUACCCCAAUGCCCCACUCGAUUAUGGGCCAGCAACGGCGUCGCUCGUGCAUAAGCAGGGUGAAGAGGUAGCCAUCUCGCAGCCGAACAAGGCUACGAGCGCAGGUGCGGCGUUCACGCGCUCGCUGCUGCUGUUCAUCGGCUUCAUGUUUCGCCGACCGUCCAAGCUGUUUAGGCCAAAUCGACUGGAUACAUGGGCCGGGCUACGAAGGCUCGCCGAGAGCGCUGACCAGAACCUCUCGCCGACGUUUGUGCGCGGCAUCCUCAAGCUCAAGGGCGGGCCCAUGAUUCUCGCAGUCUCCCUUCUCCCACCGCUCCUCGUCAACACGACUCUCGGCUUCCUUCUCUUCUCGUCGCACUCGUUCUUUUCCUUGUCGCUCGCAAGGUUACCGUACUUUCAGCGCGGCGCCGAAUGCGACCCAGAAGACGAGGACGAUCUUAUCAACUUUACCCGCCUGCGCGACCCGCUCGGAGACAUUGACGGCGACUAUGGCGACAAGGUUGAGGGCACGCCGGACGAAGAGGAGAUCACAUUGGAGACUAUCCUCCGUGGGCCCAAGAUCAUUCCCAAGCAUCCCACCUUGCUCUCCGCCAUCGCCGGUGCCGGCGCCGGAGUCAUUCAAGGUGCGGCGUUCACGCCUAUCGAGAAUGUCGUUCGCUUGAUCCAGCAGUCCGCUCAGUCUUUGACAGCUGCUGCGGCCCGAUUCCUGCACUUGCCUACCCCCCAGUCUGUGCAGGUGCUUGGCCCCGCACCUUCCUCGCCUGUUGAGGCUCUCCGCACCUUCUUCGCUCACGACACGUGGCACAAGUCGCGGCAAUGGUGGACCGGCUGGCGAUGGGCUGUUGCCCGCGAUGCAGCGAGCUACAGUGUAUUCUUCGCGACGUUUGACAUCACACGCCGUGUUGGCCUGCGCGUGAAGAGCGUUAUGAGCCGGCGCGCCGGUGGGCCAGUCGACGGCAGCGCGCGUGACGCAGAAGACGAGGCAGCUGAGCUGCGCGCUGCCGCUGCUGCCCCUCCCUCGCAGACACCGACAUCGGCGCGACUCGCACAGGCCCUUACGAUCGUGACCGGCGGCGUUGUUGCAGCACAUUUUGCCGAGAUAUCUGGCCGCCCGUUCCGCGCCUGUCAGCGCUACGCAAGCACUGCCAAGGCUGAGCGCAUUCGCCUCCAAGCUGCAGGCAAGGCCGUGCCCUCCCGGUACCUCCAUCCAGUCAAGUAUGUGUGGCAAACGCACGGUUUGCAUGGCUUUAUGCACCGCGACGAGGCGCCGCUGGCAGCGAAGCACAAGGCCGAAGCCAAGGCCACGGGGCCGCUGCGUGUUGUUGCGCGGGCGGCCGGGCGCGUCGUAUGGCGCGUUGCGUCCGUUGGCCCGUGGGGCGUCGGCUUUCUCGUGUUCGCCUGGAUAGGCGGGGAGGUGUAGCGGGUAGAUGCAACGACAGACUGCGGUGGCAUUGGAGUUCCGGGGGCAGCCAGUCCUCCAGCGUGCCCGCGCGAUUGCGCGGUACGUGGGUCGGAGCGGAGGCGGCAGAACCUCAUGCAGUUGGAAGCUGUUGGGAGCACAUCGUAGAUGCAUAGAAACUAGAUCCAGCACCUGUGUGAAAC
Molecule: messenger RNA, 2007 nt
Organism: Cutaneotrichosporon oleaginosum
Lineage: Eukaryota; Fungi; Basidiomycota; Tremellomycetes; Trichosporonales; Trichosporonaceae
Biological process (GO): mitochondrial L-ornithine transmembrane transport
Cellular component (GO): mitochondrion
Molecular function (GO): L-ornithine transmembrane transporter activity
Source: RefSeq, a predicted model, not a curated record